Messenger RNA from Tremella mesenterica DSM 1558, 2391 nucleotides. RefSeq lists its product as uncharacterized. Lineage: Eukaryota; Fungi; Basidiomycota; Tremellomycetes; Tremellales; Tremellaceae. Gene Ontology annotation, cellular component: nucleus. The record is from RefSeq and is a predicted model, not a curated record. Bases 1 to 2391 code for a protein of 796 amino acids. Gene Ontology annotation, biological process: transcription by RNA polymerase II; nucleotide-excision repair; positive regulation of mitotic recombination. Gene Ontology annotation, molecular function: ATP binding; DNA helicase activity; hydrolase activity, acting on acid anhydrides, in phosphorus-containing anhydrides. The transcript is spliced from 16 exons.
AUGAAGUUCAUGAUCGAUGAUCUUCCCGUUUUGUUUCCCUACGACCGAAUAUAUCCUGAACAGUAUUCUUACAUGUGCGAUCUGAAGAAAACGUUGGAUGCGGGGGGUCAUUGUGUACUUGAGAUGCCUUCGGGUACGGGAAAGACAGUAUCUCUUCUAUCACUAAUCGUCUCAUAUAUGCAGUUCUACCCGGUCAAAAGAAAAUUGAUCUACUGCUCCCGGACAGUUCCGGAGAUUGAGAAAGCUUUGGCAGAGUUGAAACGUUUAAUGGAGUACCGUGUGGAGAUGGGAGCUAAGGAUGAGGAUUUCAGAGGGUUGGGAUUGACCAGUAGAAGGAACUUGUGUUUGCACCCAGAGGUCAGUAAAGAGAAGAAAGGCAAAAUAGUCGACUCAAGAUGUCGUGAUCUCACCUCUGCAUUUGCAUGUGAGAAGGGACGAGCUGAGCCAGGUAGUGUUCCCCUGUGCAGCUAUCAUGAGGAAUUGAACAAUUAUGAAACUGGUAAUCUCAUACCUCCUGGAGUAUACACAUUGGACGAUGUCAAAAAGUGGGGUCAGGAAAAGGGCACUUGUCCAUAUUUCACUAUCCGGCGAAUGAUGCCCUUCGUAGAUAUAAUCAUCUAUUCUUUCCACUACCUGCUCGAUCCGAAGGUCGCGGAGAACGUUUCUGCGGAGAUGAGUAAGGAGAGCAUUGUUGUUUUUGAUGAAGCGCACAAUAUAGAUAACGUCUGCAUCGAGUCUCUAUCUAUUGAUUUGACUAGACCGAUGCUGGAUUCUGCCGCGAGGAGCGUGAACAAAAUCAGUGAUAAAAUCGAAGAGAUGAAGCGGACCGAUGCUACAAAAUUACAGGACGAAUACGAAAAAUUGGUUGCUGGAUUACAAGAGGCCAAUGAGAGAAGAGAAGAUGAAGAUAUGUUAGCAAGCCCAGUAUUAUCAACAGAUUUGUUGGAAGAGGCAAUGCCAGGUAAUAUACGAAAAGCCGAACAUUUCAUCGCUUUCCUCAAACGUUUCAUUGAGUAUAUGAAAACACGAAUGCGAGUACUUCACGUUGUCGCCGAAACACCUCAAUCUUUCCUCGCACAUCUGAAAGAAAUAACUUUCAUAGAACGUCGACCCCUCAAAUUCGCAGCUGAAAGACUUACCAAUCUCGUCCGUACACUCGAACUCACCAAUAUCGACGAACAUUAUGCUCUUCAAAAAGUCGCCGGGUUCGGCACUUUGGUAGCGACCUAUGAAAAAGGGUUUUUACUCAUCCUUGAACCUUACGAAACUGAACAUGCCACAGUACCCAAUCCCAUCUUUCACAUGACUUGUUUAGAUCCUUCUUUAGCUAUCGCUCCCGUCUUUGAAAGAUUUUCCAGUGUCGUCAUUACUUCAGGAACUAUCUCUCCUUUGGAUAUGUAUCCGAAAAUUUUACAAUUUCAACCGACGUUGAUCCAAUCGUAUCCUAUGACAUUGACGAGGAACGCUUUCUUCCCUAUGGUUAUCACUCGUGGAAGUGAUCAAGUACCUAUCAGCUCUAGGUUCGAAGUACGGAAUGAUCCUGCUGUGGUGAGGAAUUUUGGGAGUAUCUUGAUUGAUAUGAGUAAGACUGUUCCGGAUGGGAUCGUGGCUUUCUUUCCUAGUUAUUUGUAUAUGGAGUCGAUCGUUUCAGCGUGGUAUGAUAUGGGAAUCCUCAGUGAAGUGUGGAAACAUAAAUUACUCUUUGUGGAGACACCAGAUGCCAUGGAGACUUCUGUCGCUCUGAAGAAUUACCGAGAAGCAUGUAAUAACGGUCGAGGGGCUGUCAUGCUUUCCGUCGCUCGGGGAAAGGUGUCCGAGGGCAUCGAUUUUGACCAUAACUACGGAAGAGCUGUGAUCAUGUUUGGAAUACCGUAUCAAUACACGGAAAGCAGGAUACUCAAAGCACGUUUGGAAUUUCUUCGUGAUAAUCACAGAAUAAGGGAGAAUGAUUAUCUCACUUUUGAUGCUAUGCGACAUGCUGCACAAUGUGUGGGACGUGUUUUGCGAGGAAAGACAGAUUGGGGUUUGAUGGUGUUUGCCGAUAAGCGUUUCGCACGUCAAGACAAAAGAGCCAAAUUACCAUUAUGGAUCAAUCAAUACAUCACAGGCGCUCAUUCCAACCUAUCGACGGAUAUGGCAAUCGUUCUGGCUAAAAAGUUUAUUCGUCAGAUAUCUCAACCUUGGGAUCAUACUCAAACUGGAAUAAGUUUAUGGACUUUGGAAGAUAUAGAAGAACGUCAGAGAAAGGCGGAAGAAGAGGCUGAGAAAGGUUUGCAAGAGGUAGCGAGGAUAAUGCCCGUUCAUGAUGGGGAAGUUGUGGAGGAAGAUUAUGGUGAGAUGGAUGAUCAUAUGUUGGCUGAUCUCGACUUUCCGAUGGAUGUAGACGGGUAG